GAGUGCUCUGCUGAAUUGUUCAACCUUUUAACCAAACCUUGAUCAAAGUCCAUAGGUGUAGAUUGCACCUACAAAAGACAACAUUCAUAGAUUCACUAGCAACUGAACCGACCAGAGUUUGGUCGUUAAAACACCAAGUGAUGGCAGCUGACAUUCAGCCUCGGCUUUGCAAAUUAUCCAAAAAGGAAGGUGAAAGUUUCGGCUUCUACCUUAGGAUAGAGAAAAACAUUGAGGGCCACUUGAUCCGCUCUGUGCUGACAGGAGGUCCAGCUGAUGCCGUUGGACUGAGAGAUGGUGAUCGAGUCAUUAGAGUCAACACAGUUUUUGUGGAUGGUGAAGAACAUCAAAAGGUGGUAGAUUUGAUUAAAAAGUCUGGGAAUUAUGUUACCCUUCUGGUACUGGAUGACACCACAUAUACACAUGCCAAAAAGCAAGGUAUUAAUCUGUCUCAAGUGAACACUCCCAAUCAAACCCCAAUCCAGCCUGUGGUGAAUGGAUUCAGUGGAAAAACGCCACGGCCCAAACUGUGCUACCUGGUGAAACAAGCUUCGAGCUUUGGAUUUUCGUUGAAGACUGUCGAAGGAGCGCCUGGUCUGUUUAUGACUGAGAUCGCCCCUGCUGGUGCUGCUUUCAAUGCUGGUGUUGAACCCAAUGACCGGAUAAUUGAACUAAAUGGGGAAAAUGUUGAAAACAUCUCUCAUCAGCAACUGGUGACUAAGAUGAAAGCUUCAGGCAACAAUAUCAUGCUGCUUCUGAUUGAUGAGACCUCAGACAAAUACUUCAAAAGCAAAAUGAUUAAGGUUGUGGCAUCGAUGGCAAGUGUGAAAGGCCUGCCCCUCCAGCCACGGAUUGCACAGCUAACUAAGGGACCUCAAGGCUAUGGUUUCUACUUGAGAGUUGAACAACAACGACAGGGUCAUUUAAUCAGGGAGAUUGACCAAAACAGUCCAGCAGAAAAAUCCGGGCUACUUGAUGGUGAUCUUCUGAUUGCUGUAAAUGGGGAUGUCGUAGAUCAUCUGGAGCACGAAUCAUUAGUUGAUAAGAUAAAGAAGUGUGGGAACCAGGUUACAUUCCUUGUUGUUGACAGCACAACAAAUGAGCUUUAUAAACAGGCUGGUAUUUCUCCAAUCUGCUAUUGGAAAGAGGUUUAUGAAUUGGAUCAACCAGUGGAAGUUGAGGAGUCUCAAGAGAACCAGAGAUCGACAGAAAGUCCUCAACAUGGUCCCAGAAUGUGUCACCUGACCAAAGGUCCAGAAGGAUAUGGCUUCAUUCUCAAUGCAAUCAAGGGUGUGCAAGGACAGUUUAUUAAACAGGUUAUUAAAGGCAGUACAGCUGAAGAGGCAUGCCUGCAAGUGAACGACAUAUUGAUUGAAGUGAAUGGUAUCAAUGUGGAGAGAGAUACACAUGAAGAAUUGAUAGAAAAAAUCAAGACCAGUGGUGAUAAGUUGAGUUUGCUGGUAAUUAGAAAGGAAGAGUAUGAUCAUUACAAAGAAACAAACAACCCAACUUCAGCAAAUGCAAGCCGAGAGCCAACGCCUGAGCCAGUUACUCCUCCUGAGAAUAUCGAGGAGGAAAGCACGCCUGAGGAGCCAGAAACUCAGGAACCAGUAGCUGACAGCCCUACCCUGGCAAGGAGAGAGCAGGUCAAGUCGCCGUCCUCAUCAUCAGCUGAAGAGGAUACAGAUGCUGACACACAAUUGUAACAAAACAUUAGAGGAGCAACAUAAUCAUCAUCUCAGCAGCUUUUAUGAACUGGAAUGGCCUGCAAUAGUUUAUGGCUUAACUCAGAUUUACCAAACUUUGUUCCUCAUUAAAGUAUAUUUCCCACAGAGGUGUUUCAAAACCAUGAUUCCUAAAUAUUUUCUGCAAAAUUCAAUCAAAGAAUCUUACAGUACUGAUGGUAACCACUCUGCAUUGUGCUUAUACUGGGUCUUUGAAAUCUAUCCAAAUUAAUCCCAUUCCCCUACCCUUUCCUCCUAACCCAUAUCAUUUUGCCUCCUUCAUUUAUUUAUCCAAUUCUCUUUAGAAGGUUAUUAUUGCAUCUACUUCUACUACCUUUUUAGGUAGACCAUUUCGGAUCAUAACUCACUCUUAUUUCAUGUCACCUCUCAUUCUUUUGUUGAUCACCUCAAAUCUGCCUUCGCUGGUUAUCAAUGCCCUGCCAGUGAUUAAAUCACCCCUUAACCUUUUCUACUUUAAGGAGAAUAAAUCUUUACAGUGAAACAUUUGUCAUGAAUCAUUGUCUGUUGCUAAGAUACUUUAUUGUAGGUGAGUGUGCAGUCCACAUUAUAGGAAAUAACAAGCUGAUUGUCCUUUUCUGUUGUAACUAUUCUAUGAUUUCAUUUAUUAUUUGCAUUAACACCUAUCUUGCAGGACUCCUCAUAAAUGAACCACCACCUGGAAUAUUAGGUUUAUAAGUCAAUUACCCAAUCCCUGGCCUGCUGAACAAAACAUCAAGGGAUCUUGUGGUAGGGUGAGAAAGUGAAUUGGUAUCACAGUAUCUUAUUGAAUAGCAGAAUAAGAUUAGAAGGCAGACUGGUUUACUCCUGAUGCUGUUUUCCAUGUUCUAAGGGGGACCCCUGCAACUCAUGUGGAUCUCCUUUCAACCCACCAUUAAAACAAGAUGCAUCUAUGUAACAUCUUUAACGAAAUUAAAAGUUCCAAGGAGUCUCACAAGUGAGUUCAAAUCCUUAAAUUUCAAACCUUAGUGUCAUUGCUUCCCAAUAACUAAACAUCUUGAGGUCCUUUAUUUCAUUUACGUUCACUAUUUUUUUCAUUCAAUUUGUUAAAAGGAACAACUAUUGGAAAAGAAAACUAUUGGGGUGCAAGAAAGAAUUUACUGAUUUUCUAGCAGCUGAUUCACGUUCUCAUCCAGAUUCAGCUAUUGAAGUUAAGUGAAUCAGGCUAUAUAACAGCAUUAUCAAACAAAAUUUGACACCAUACACACGAAGAUAACAUUAGGACAGAUGACCAAAAGCUUGUCAAAGAGUGGAAGAGGUGAAGACAUUUACAAAAGAAAUAUCUGAUUUUACAGUCUAGGUAGCUGAAGACUUCUUUUUUUAUUUGUUUAUGGGUUGUUGGCACGCUAGCUGGUCCAGAAAUCCCAUAGAAGGCAGUUAGGAGUCAACAGUUAAGAGCGUAUGUCAGACCUGAGGCACAUAUUGGCCAGGCCAGGUAAGGAUUUUUAAAGUCCUCCUCUAAAGGUGAACCAAAUGGAUUUUUAUGACAAUUCACAGUGGCUACAAAAUCAAAUGGUGAAAUCACAACAACAGUAAUGAGGAGAAACCUUGAGAAAUUCCUCGUACCUACACAUGAAAGAUUCAUUAAAAUAAAAAAAAGUGCAAAAUGCUGGAAAUGCAUAGCAUGUCCAAUGAAAUCUACAAAGAGGAAAGAAACUAACGUUUCAAGGAUCAUUUAAUCAGAUGCAAGGGACAUCAGCAAUAGGUUGUUAUGUCAGAGACAUUUGGACUUGAUGAGUGUUUCUAAUUUAUAGGUUUUCAUUUCAAAAUUUCAGUAUUUGCUCUUUUUAAUGCAUUUAUUUUCCACAUAAAUUAAGCAAGGUUAGUAAUGAGGACGCUGCGAUGAUUACAGACCUGCAGUUGUGCAGCACACUUAUGUAACUUUGCAGCUACUCACAUUUUAACAGCUUGUGAGUCCAGCUACAGUUACGAUUUUUUUUUGAAUCAGGGUAAUGAGCUCAUUCAGUUGCAAAUUUAUUAUACUCAAUAUCAAGGUUUAAAGCAACUUUUUUUAAAACUCAUACUUCAUAUAAUUUGUUUUGUACCUGCUUUAUCUGUACAUAUUAAGGUGAGACAAAUCAAAAUGGUCAACUAACAUGAAUCACUGUUGAUGUUGUACUGUAUGAAAGGAGAAUAUUCUAACCAUAUGCUUUCCUUUGGAUGUCACUGACCAACCAAUUAAUCCAACAAUAAACACAGUUAGAAGAUACACCCUAAAAUGGCUUUCCCUAUACAUU
Molecule: messenger RNA, 3976 nt
Organism: Stegostoma tigrinum
Lineage: Eukaryota; Metazoa; Chordata; Chondrichthyes; Orectolobiformes; Stegostomatidae
Gene: pdzk1
Product: PDZ domain containing 1
Exons: 9
Coding region: 141-1703 (520 amino acids)
Biological process (GO): protein localization to plasma membrane
Cellular component (GO): apical plasma membrane
Molecular function (GO): protein binding; protein-membrane adaptor activity
Source: RefSeq, a predicted model, not a curated record